Strongylus vulgaris is the source of this 585-nucleotide messenger RNA. NCBI's taxonomy places the organism in Eukaryota, Metazoa, Nematoda, Chromadorea, Rhabditida, Strongylidae. The record is from the annotation of a GenBank genome assembly.
AUGUUUCGUCUUAGCUCAGGAUCCCUUCAGCUUGUGGUCUCAUCUGCUGUUGCAGAGCAGCAGAGGGGCUUUGCCACCCUUAAGGAUAUCUCUAUGCGGUUAAAGUCCAUCAAAAAUAUCCAAAAGAUCACCAAGUCAAUGAAGAUGGUGGCCGCUGCCAAGUAUGCCAAAGCUGAGCGUGACUUAAGGGGCGCACGUGCUUAUGGAGUGGGAGCGAAAACUUUUUUUGACAAUAUCAACCCAACGGGUGAAAGUGAACCGAAGGAGGAGAAACAAAAGCAGUUGUUAGUGCUCGUCACCUCCGACAGAGGCUUGUGUGGUGGUGUCCACAAUGCGAUUGCUAAGGAAGCCAAAAGCAUCCUGGCACAAGCUGGUCAAAAGGACAUUCGCGUUGUUUGUAUUGGAGACAAGGCAAAAGCUGCUCUUCAACGCCUUUAUUCCUCAAAAUUCAUCCUUACUGGAAAUGACAUCGGCCGAGCUCCACCAACUUUUGGUGAUGCAUCCAUUGCCGCCAAGGCUAUUCUCGAGUCAGGGUUUGAUUUUGACGAGGUAGCGUUCUAUCCUUUGAAGUUUUGUUCUACUUAA